Messenger RNA from Silurus meridionalis, 1289 nucleotides. It is a transcript of the gene txndc9, whose product is annotated as thioredoxin domain containing 9. Gene Ontology annotation, cellular component: cytoplasm. Lineage: Eukaryota; Metazoa; Chordata; Actinopteri; Siluriformes; Siluridae. The record is from RefSeq and is a predicted model, not a curated record. Gene Ontology annotation, biological process: microtubule cytoskeleton organization.
AUUUUAUUUUGCCACUAAGCGCAUACUAUUUGGCAAAAAUGUGUCGCCCUACUACCUUUGCGCGCAUGUGCCGCGCGAGGCAUUAUGGGAAUCGUCGAUGUUGCUGCGUCACAACGCCUGCGUCCCGCCUUUACACGCACCGCACCGGAAAGAUGGCAAAUCAGUCAAUGGAUAUCGUAGCAAAGGUGCUGGAGCAGCAAAUGCUGCAAACAGCACGAAUUGUUGAAGAUAAGAUAGACUCUGAGCUGCAGAAGCUAGAGCGGUUGGAUGAGGAUGAACUCGAGCGUCUCCACGAGAGGAGGCUAGAGGCUCUCAAGAAAUCCCAGAAACAGAAGCAGGAAUGGAUCUCUAAAGGCCACGGUGAAUACAGAGAGAUUCCAAGUGAGAAAGAUUUCUUUGCUGAAGUUAAAGACGUCAAGAAUGUGGUUUGUCAUUUUUACAGGGAUACCACUUUAAGAUGCAAAAUCCUGGACAAACACUUAAGUAUCUUGGCAAAGAAGCAUUUGGAGACCAAAUUCAUCAAACUAAAUGCAGAGAUGGCUCCAUUCCUAACAGAAAGGCUUAAGAUUAAAGUCCUUCCCACACUAGCACUGGUGAAAGAUGGGAAGACUAAGGACUAUGUAGUAGGCUUCACUGAUCUAGGUAACACAGAUGACUUCACAACUGAAAUGCUGGAGUGGAGGCUGGGCUGUUCAGAGAUCAUCAACUACAGUGGAAAUCGCUUUGAGCCUGCAGUUGGUAAGAAAUCGACAAUGUUUACCAGAGUGGAGAAAAAGACCAUCAGAGGAAAAGACUAUGACUCCGAAUCUGAUGACGAUUAGAAUAUGUUUUUCCUCAUGUCUUAUUACAUAAGCAUAAUAGACCGAGCAUAAAAAUGACUAACUGCAUAUGUACAGAUCAGAGCAAUCAGCACAGAUGUUUUACUCAGUUUCUUGAAUUCUGGAAAUAGUAAUGAUCACAUAUUGGGGGAGUUUAUUUAAAUUAAAAGUGAAAGAUUUAUCAGGCUGAUAGUACAGAUGGGACUCUUGAAAUACUUGUGUUUUUAUAGUUCUAAAAACACUAAUUCUAUUUGGUUCUUAGAUUGAUGUAUUUAACUUACUACAUCUUUUCAGAUGCCCCUCUGAAUAUUAACCUCACAUUUGCUAAAACAUAGAAUUUAGCUCUAGGGACUUAUGAAUAUCCCCAAGUGCCAAGGAAGCUACCAUUACCAGAAUUGCUACUGUAUGAUCCAUGUGAAUAGAAACUUUUGAUUUUUUUGUAGCACUCAUUAAAAGAAACUUUACUCAUCA